This is a messenger RNA of Penicillium bovifimosum, 240 nucleotides long. RefSeq lists its product as uncharacterized. The transcript has 3 exons. Bases 1 to 240 code for a protein of 79 amino acids. Lineage: Eukaryota; Fungi; Ascomycota; Eurotiomycetes; Eurotiales; Aspergillaceae. The record is from RefSeq and is a predicted model, not a curated record.
AUGUCCUCCAAAUCAACCACAGACUCUAGCUCACACGCCCGCCUUCAAAACGAUUACGGCGCUGAUUACUGGGUCCGCAGUGCCGCAGAACAUCGUCGCGCAACCGCCGGCCGUGGCCUCUUCUCUGGCUUACAGGAUGUUAAGCAUUACAACGUUGAUCAUGGGUGGGCGCGGAGGAAGUCUACGGAUGAGAGGGUUGGGCUCUUCGGGGCUAUUUGGAGUCGGCUUACUGGUGCUUGA